Suillus discolor is the source of this 915-nucleotide messenger RNA. RefSeq lists its product as uncharacterized. NCBI's taxonomy places the organism in Eukaryota, Fungi, Basidiomycota, Agaricomycetes, Boletales, Suillaceae. The record is from RefSeq and is a predicted model, not a curated record. Bases 1 to 915 code for a protein of 304 amino acids. The transcript is spliced from 3 exons.
AUGACUAUCUCAUAUCUGCUAUGUGUCUUCCUCGAGAGUCGUGAAGAAAGACUAUCUCCUGAACAUUGUUUCUAUCGCAUCGUCGAAGAGACUAUUCAAAAUGUCAUACAUUGCCCAACCGUCUUGCAUUAUAUGGUGAGGAGCACACUCAAAAAUUUCAACGAAGUUGUGGAGGAGCAAAGGGUUCAGGAUAUCACCAAAUAUCUACAAACUACCUGCCCCACUGUUUCCGGCAGUGACUCCCCUGCAAUGAAUUCGACAUUCGUUGAUGUGCGUGCAUACUCGGCCUGUCAAGGUGGCAAAGAUCCAAAGAGCAGGAAGCUUGCCCGAAAACACAUAUAUAUCCAGAAGCGCUUGGUUGACGACUGGGUGAAAGCCUUGACCAACAAGAUAGAGUACUGUCCUUCUGAACGAGAAUUUUGGCUCCUCACUGUCUUCAUGAAGCUUUGCUUGAUAUGUGGGCUCAUCGCUGUGGUCAAACUUGCAUUCACUUCACAGGACAUUGAUGUGAAGUAUCAGGCCCAUGGUUCUCCAUGCUCACUAGCCAAUUUCCUCUUGCAAUGGAAUGGUUGGCUUGAGUUUGACUCUGAUGAACCUGUUCAUCGCGAGAGAUUGCCGUACCACAAAUUGCGCUCUAUAGUAUUUUCAGACAUGUCUGAGUUGUCUCCAAAUCAUGGUCACAUCCGGAUAAAAGAUAAUUUUUCCAAUAUUGAACUAAUGGCUGCUGGAAAUUGGACGACCAUUCCACCAGUGUGGCCUACGCCCUACAAUGAGUCCCAGCCACAUUGCCUAUGCAUGUGGGAUUCCCCGCCAACGGAAGGUCACCCUGCAACAAUAGAGAUGACACCAUGGAAAUCAGAUACUCGCAGAUCAGAUCGUGGAUGGAUUUACGGGGCGAAACAAGUGGAAGACUAG